CUGGCACGGGUUUGGUAGGGCAGGGCACCCCCGCCGCUCGCAGUCCUGGGUACGCUUUGUCGCCUGCCGCUGCUGUCCAGUUUCCUUUGGAUUCCCAUAAUGGAUUCCCCCAAAUCUCCAAAAGAAAAUGUCCUCAUCACAGGAGGAGCUGGCUAUUUUGGUUUCCGCCUAGGUUGUGCUCUAAACCAAAAAGGGGCCCAUGUGAUUCUGUUUGACAUCAAGAGCCCAGCUCAGGCCAUUCCAGAAGGAAUCGAGUUUAUACACGGAGACAUCUGCCAUCUCUCUGACGUAGAGAAGGCCUUCCAGGAUGUGGCUGUGACUUGCGUGUUCCACAUCGCUUCUUAUGGCAUGUCGGGCCAGGAGCAACUGAAUCGAAACCAGAUCGAAGAAGUCAACUUGGGGGGCACAGAAAACAUCCUCUGGGUUUGCAGGAAGAGAGGGGUGCCAAGAUUAGUUUACACCAGCACUUUCAAUGUUGUCUUUGGAGGUCAAGUUAUCAGAAAUGGAGACGAAUCUCUGCCUUAUCUACCCCUGCACCUCCACCCAGAUCACUACUCCCGGACCAAGUCCAUUGCAGAAAAGAAGGUGCUGGGGGCCAGUGGCACAGCCCUGGAGAGGAGCCACGGUGUCUUGAGAACCUGUGCACUAAGGUCAGCUGGCAUCUAUGGGCCUGGAGAGCAAAGGCAUCUCCCCAGGAUUGUGAACUACAUUGAGAGGGGUUUGUUCAAGUUCGUGUAUGGGGACCCCAAGAGCCUGGUUGAAUUUGUCCAUGUGGAUAACUUGGUGCAGGCUCACAUUCUGGCUUCAGAGGCCCUGAAAGCUGACAAGGGCCACAUUGCCUCUGGGCAGCCCUACUUCAUCUCAGAUGGCAGACCGGUGAACAACUUUGAGUUUUUCCGGCCUCUGGUUGAGGGCCUGGGCUACAAGUUCCCCUCCUUCCGCCUGCCCUUGACUCUCAUCUACUGGGUGGCUUUCAUCACAGAGGUGAGCUACUUCUUUUUGGGUCGGCUGUACAACUUCCAGCCCUUCCUUACCCGUGCUGAAGUUUACAAAACUGGUGUCACACAUUACUUUAGCCUGGAGAAAGCCAGGAGGGAGCUAGGUUAUGAGGCUCAGUCAUUUGAUCUCCAAGAAGUAGUGGAGUGGUUUAAAGCCCAUGGCCACGGCAGGAGCCCUAGCACUCACGACUUGGAGCCUCUUGUUUGCAGUGGACUGUGUUUCUUGCUCUUGGUUAUAGUGGUCCUGGCGUGGCUGCCCUCUGUGACUCUGUUGCUAUGAACAGUGUACUAAAAAAAAAAA
Messenger RNA from Condylura cristata (star-nosed mole), 1299 nucleotides. RefSeq names its product short chain dehydrogenase/reductase family 42E, member 1 (gene SDR42E1). Bases 100 to 1278 code for a protein of 392 amino acids. Gene Ontology annotation, biological process: steroid biosynthetic process. Gene Ontology annotation, molecular function: 3-beta-hydroxy-Delta5-steroid dehydrogenase (NAD+) activity. The transcript is spliced from 3 exons. The record is from RefSeq and is a predicted model, not a curated record. NCBI's taxonomy places the organism in Eukaryota, Metazoa, Chordata, Mammalia, Eulipotyphla, Talpidae.